Messenger RNA from Micropterus salmoides (largemouth bass), 2311 nucleotides. It is a transcript of the gene rnf169, whose product is annotated as ring finger protein 169. Lineage: Eukaryota; Metazoa; Chordata; Actinopteri; Centrarchiformes; Centrarchidae. Gene Ontology annotation, biological process: double-strand break repair. Gene Ontology annotation, molecular function: nucleosome binding; ubiquitin-protein transferase activity. Gene Ontology annotation, cellular component: site of double-strand break; nucleus. The transcript is spliced from 6 exons. The coding region runs from base 63 to 1859 and encodes 598 amino acids. The record is from RefSeq and is a predicted model, not a curated record.
GGCGGCGGCAGGGCGGGGUUUGUUUUGAGAGCGGACCGGAGAGAGAAGACUCACCAGGGAAGAUGGCGACCGCAGGGUCCGCCGAACGGCCGGGUAGACCGGCCAGCACAGCCGCCGGCAGGUACCGGUCCGGGCCCGGAGCUGGGUGCGGCUCCGGGUCCAGUCCGCCGGAGAACGAGACGAAGAAGUGCUCGGCGUGCGCGGAGGGGCAGUCCGGCGGCAGCCCGCCGAGCGGACACCCGGCCUGUCCCCUCUGCCGAGCCCAGAGACACUCCGGCAGCGAAGAGCGGCUCCGGAGGAGGAGUGACCCCGAGAGGAGCAGCAGCAGGCCGGGCAGGAGGAGCUGCGACAGCCGGAGAGAGUUCUUUGUCUCGCCUGCUCUCAUCCCAAAGUGUUCAGACGUUCCAUCGGGACAGACCGGCAAACACAAGCCGUUUGAGGACCGAGAGGAGGCGAAGAGGAGGAACUCUCUGACCUGUAAAGACGAAGCAGUCCGACACGUCGAGGAGCCGGGAGUUCUGUCUGACUCAGAGAACGAGGAGCCGAUCAGCAGGAGGAUCAGAAACAUCUCGGCCUUCAUCAGGAAAACCAAAACCUCCGCCGCCUUCACUGGUGGUUCCCAGAGGAGUCAGAGCUGCACUGACUCGGUGGAGGACAGAGGAGGGAAGCUGAAAGUCGUCACCCAGCCGGCCCUGAUGGACAGAGUACGACCUGUGGUUGGUAUCAGUCACAGCUACACUGCAGGAAUCCUCCUCUCCUCUGAGAACAGCCGCUCGGUCUCGGCUCCCAUCACCGCCCCGGACCGGAGGCUCACCUGGCGAGCUGUCCUCUCAUCAUCGUCCACACCUCUGGGCCUCCCUCCGCCCCGACCCGAGCGCUCCAUCAGCCCCGAGAGCAACGACAGCAUCUCCGAAGAACUCAACCACUUCAAACCUAUCGUCUGCUCGCCGUGCACGCCGCCCAAACGUCUACCGGACGGCCGUCUGAUGGAGCCCACCAUCGUAAAGUCCACACCCAGGAAUCUGACCCGCGGCCUGCAGAAGGCCACCACCUACGAGGCCAGUCCUGCCGUCCUGCAGAAGUGGAGGCAGAUUGAACUCGACCGCCAGAGCCUGAAAGUGAACUCCAAGGCGACGCUCACGAGUCCCGUCAGCGAGCUCCACAACAAGACCGUCGGGAGGGAGGACAGUGGCGUGGGGGCCACAAAGAAUCAUCAAUCCCCGGCAGGGCGGGAUGGAGACGGAGUGAAGGCCAUCAACAAGAGGAGGCUGCUGUUCGACCCUUCAGCCGCAGACACGGACAACUUCCAGAAACAGUCCGUAAAGAUCCGGGUCCCUGCGAUCCGCUACAGCAGCAACGCGACUUUCGGAGGAAGUUCAGACUUUGAGCCGUCAGUCGGCACUCCCGAAUCCUGCAGCGGAGGAUCCAUUUUUAGUCGAAAACAGUCCUUCUCACCGUACACUAAGAACUCUGGUUUCCAGUCGUGUAAACUAGUGCCAAAGGACUCGCAGAGUCCAAGGAAGGAGUCCGACAGUAGCCUCCACAACCAAUCUACCUCAAGGAGGGGCAAGAAGAGGGAACAGAAGACCAAACACCUGGACUCGGACCGGGACUCGGACCUAAAGAGGAGCCGGUCUGCCAGCCAGGAGGCUUUCGACGAGCGGUACAUCCGUCAGAUCCAGCAGGAGCGCCAGGACCGAGCACUCGCCCUGAAGCUGCAGAGACAGUUCGACCUGGAGAACCAGACCGUCAACCGCAGGAGGAGCCCCGACACGUACUUCCUGCGGUCCUGGAUGUCCAAUCAGAACCGCCGGAGGCGCGGCCUGAGGCGAUCUCGACGAAUCAACAAGAAGCACUAGGGAGUCGUCUGCUGACUCGGCACAAAGACUGCCAGGAAGAGGAUCAUAUAUGCAAAGUGACGACAGGUGAAGGUUUGAUGAAUGUUUUUUCAUGACCGUCGUUUCAAACGGCAAACUGUAAAGACAGUCAGUGAAACGCUGAACACUUCUUCCAAACAUUGUCUGAUUUUCACAUCUUUUCACCAGCAAAUCACGGUCCAUCAAUGAAGACAUCGCAUCUGUGGAGGACAACAGAUGGAUGUUUGACUUUACUUUGAACGUUUAUUAGAUUUGACCAGUCAAAUCAAAGCCAUAAAUGCUGUAUAAAAUCGACAUCUGAUGAACUUGUCAUCGGGUCCCUGUUGGCCAUCAGCAGACCCACAAACAGUCUUGUGCUGCAGGAACACUACCUGGCCCAGGUUUUCUGUGUGUCGCUUGGAUUGUGUUAAUUAAUUAUAUGAACUAAAAAAAAA